This is a messenger RNA of Xenopus laevis (African clawed frog), 1407 nucleotides long. RefSeq names its product suppressor APC domain-containing protein 2-like. Bases 54 to 1040 code for a protein of 328 amino acids. The transcript has 6 exons. The record is from RefSeq and is a predicted model, not a curated record. NCBI's taxonomy places the organism in Eukaryota, Metazoa, Chordata, Amphibia, Anura, Pipidae.
GCCAAUGGGAGGCGCUGGUGGCCGGGGCAGUGAGUUGUCAGUCCAACUCGGGGAUGGAGCGGAGCGGGGAGACAGGUUCGCUGGGGCUGCCCCGGGCCUUUCUGCUCAGUCUGCGGACUCUAUUCGAUAUCCUGGAUGAGCGGGGAAGGGGCUCGGUGCACAUCGCGGAGAUAGAGAGUCGCUGGCGGGGAGCGGACACUCACGAUGUUCCCCCGGGGGUAUUGCAGUGUCUGCGCAGGGUCGCGCCCCCGGAUGGAUUUCUCACCUUCGAUCGCUUCGUGCUGGGGCUCCGCUCGUCUAUUCUCCGGCCUCUCCCGGGACCCAACGCUGACAACUACCGGGAACCUCCGGGACAAACCGCCGGCAAUGAGUGUGGGGCCAAACGUCCUCCUCUCGGACUGCGCUACCCCAAUGUACUGCCCGGUGGGGAGAUGAAGGGGAUGUGCCGGUCCCACAAUGAGGCCACCAAAGAGGGGCUAAUGGACCAGUGCAAACACCAGCGUGGCCGGGGGGAGCCCAGGAGACACACCGUUACCAGUGGGGUAGAUUACAGCUUGCUGAAGAAGAUGAAGGAGCUCGAGCAAGAGAAGGAUUUCCUCCUGCAGGGGCUGGAGAUGGUGGAAAGAGCACGAGACUGGUACCACCAGCAGAUCCACAUAGUCCAGGAGCAACAGAGGAACCUUGGCAAAACUCCAACAGAUUAUAUCUGUGAUGGAAAGUCCAGUUCCCUAAACCAACAACUCCCUAAAUUAAUGGAGGUAAAUCGCUGCCUGGGGGAAUUGGUUGCCACUGGGAAGACUAGCGCUCCCUCCCCACCUACAAACAUGGGUCAGACGGCGGCUCCGGGUGUAUCGGGUCAGCAAGUACAACCGGGGACUAUGCUGAAGGAACAGAACCGGCUUCUGACCAAGGAGGUGUCGGAGAAGAGCGACCGGAUCACCCAACUGGAGCAGGAGAAGUCGGCUCUGAUCAAGCAGCUGUUUGAGGCCCGAGCGAGAAACGUCCAGGAUUCAAACCCAAUGGACUCCACGUUCAUAUGAACUGGGACUGGUGGAAAGCACUGUGACUUCUGAUUGGUUGUUGAGCAGCUGCUUUAGUGAUUGGCUCACUACACUCCCAUGAUGCACAGCUUGACUCCACCGAUGUCCCUCUCCUUCCCACAACAUUGGUCCCAUGCGGGUUACAUUCAGCGCUACAUCCAGAGCCUUCCUUGCACCACCAUCACACUCCUCUUUGUUCUCCCGACUGGACCUCAUGUUUGCCCUUUUUGACGACUGAAAUUCUGUAUCCGCACAAACUGUCACCUCACAAGGCCGUUCUAACAAUAUGGAGUGUUUUUAUAUAAUGUUUACACUUGGACUUGUCUUUUUAAUCAGAUGAAUCUCCAAUAUUAAACCGUUAAAGAAA